GUUCCGGGUACUGUCUUCUCGUCUAGGGGUGGUCGGUUGUAGCGCUGCUUGACUGUGAGGUGGAGGAAUUGCCAACAAGGAGGAGACUCCAGCGAGACCCAAAAGACUACGCAGCGGGAUAGGAGACCGAUAGGCUUGGAGUUAGGGGACAGCCAGGCAGAAUUUCUAAUAUGCCCCUGGGAACGUGACCGCUCCGAGACUGAGGCAGGACCUCAUCAGACCUAUCCAGUGAGCCUUGUCUUGACUGGGCCUUAUUUCCAGCAGCCAUCUAGGCCUCAUCAGAGCCCCAAUGUGUGGCUGCUAUACGUAAACGAGGAGAUGGCGUCCCCAAGCCCACCGCUGGAGCCAAAGGAGGAAUGGGACUAUUUGGAUCCAGCUCAGAGAAGCCUGUGUAAAGAUGUCAUGAUGGACAGCUAUGGAAACCUGGUCUCACUGGAUGUGUUAAACAGAAAUAAAGAUGAAGAGCCAACUGUGAAAGAAGAAGUUGAGGAAGACAUUGAACCACAGGGUGUAAUAGUUACAAGAAUCAAGAGUGAAAUUGAUCAGGGUCCUAUAGGCAGAGAAGCCUUUGAACUUGUUGGUAGGUUAGAUAAACAAAGAGGGAUCUUCUUGUGGGAAAUACCACGUGAAUCCUUGACCCAGGAACAGAAAAUGUUCAGAGGACACACUAAUGUUAGUAAGAGACCAAACUCAGAAGAGAAGUGCCACAAAUGUGAAGAAUGUGGCAAGAGUUUUGCCCGCAAGGCCCAUUUCAUUCAGCAUCAAAGGGUCCACACCGGGGAGAAGCCUUUUCAGUGCAGUGAAUGCGGGAAGAGCUUCAGUCGCAGUUCAUUUGUCACUGAACAUCAGAGAAUUCACACUGGGGAACGGCCCUAUGAGUGUAACUACUGUGGGAAAACCUUCAGCGUGAGCUCUACCCUGAUUAGGCAUCAAAGAAUCCACACUGGAGAAAGGCCUUACCAAUGUAAUCAGUGCAAGCAGAGCUUCAGCCAGAGAAGGAGCCUUGUUAAACAUCAAAGAAUUCACACGGGUGAGAAACCUCAUAAAUGCAGUGACUGUGGCAAAGCCUUCAGCUGGAAAUCACACCUUGCUGAGCACCAGAGAACACACACGGGUGAGAAGCCCUAUCACUGUACCAGAUGCAAGAAGAGCUUUAGUCGAAACUCAUUGCUUGUUGAACACCAGAGAAUCCAUACCGGAGAAAGACCUCAUAAAUGCGGUGAAUGUGGGAAAGCCUUUAGAUUAAGUACAUACCUCAUACAACACCAAAAAAUACACACUGGCGAGAAGCCUUUUCUUUGUAUUGAAUGUGGGAAGAGCUUCAGUCGGAGCUCGUUCCUGAUCGAACACCAGCGGAUCCACACUGGGGAGCGUCCUUAUCAGUGCAAAGAGUGUGGGAAAAGUUUCAGUCAGCUUUGCAACCUUACUCGCCAUCAGAGAAUUCACACCGGGGACAAACCCCACAAAUGUGGGGAAUGUGGAAAAGCCUUCAGUAGAAGCUCAGGUCUUAGUCAGCAUCAGAGAAUACAUAUCAGGGAAAAGACUUCUCCAUACAGUGAAACCAAGGAAAGUUUUGACCCAAAUUGCAGCCUUGUUAUACAGCAGGAAGUCUGCCCUAAGGAGAAGUCUUACCAAUGUGACGAGUGUGGGAAAACUUUUAGUGUCAGUGCUCAUCUUGUACAACACCAGAGGAUCCACACCGGUGAAAAGCCCUACCUGUGUACCGUCUGUGGGAAGAGCUUCAGUCGGAGCUCGUUCCUGAUCGAACACCAGCGGAUCCACACUGGGGAGAGACCUUAUCUGUGUAGACAAUGUGGCAAAAGCUUUAGUCAACUUUGUAAUCUUAUUCGACAUCAGGGUGUUCACACCGGGAACAAACCCCAUAAAUGUGAAGAGUGUGGAAAAGCCUUUAGCAGGAACUCGGGCCUUGUUCAGCACCAGAGAAUACAUACAGGAGAGAAACCGUAUAGGUGUGAACAAUGUGACAAAAGCUUUAGUCAACAGCGCAGCCUUGUCAACCACCAGAAGAUGCAUAGAGAGAUGAAAACCCAAGACGUUUAUGAGUGUGAUGCUUGUGGCGAAGCCUUUAAUUGUCAGGUUUCUCUAAUUCAACAUCAAAAGUUGCAUAUUAUGUGGAUGCAGUAGAGUUAGAGACAUUUUAAUGCUCAAAUUUGAGACCAGCUACCUAAGUGCAGUUUGAGUAUGGCCUAAUGUGAGUCAAAUUUAGUCAUAAAGUGAAUUCUCCUUGGUCUCAUGCAUCUAGUUUCUAAAGAUCCUAUGAAUGGUGGGUGGUGUCUGUGGGAAACUGACUUGUGAUUACUCCUUGCUUUCGUAGCCACAGAGGUUUGUUCAUUCAUCUAAGCUCCUAACCUUUCAGUAGAGUUGACUGGGCAAAGCAUAUGAGAAACAUUCUGAAGGACAAAGUGAAAUUAGCGUAAGGGAACUAGGAGCAGCUGAUACUGAAAAGCAAGGUAGGAGUAAUUUAAAAAGUCUUUUGUUGCCAUCUCCUGUAUUUGCUGGUCAGCUCCCUGAGAUUUGGCUGUACAUGUCAAACCCCAAUGACUAAGAAAAUGUGAUUUUUGAAAGCCCAGAUAUUUUCAAAGUCACGG
Molecule: messenger RNA, 2609 nt
Organism: Acomys russatus (golden spiny mouse)
Lineage: Eukaryota; Metazoa; Chordata; Mammalia; Rodentia; Muridae
Gene: Znf189
Product: zinc finger protein 189
Exons: 3
Coding region: 319-2145 (608 amino acids)
Biological process (GO): regulation of DNA-templated transcription
Source: RefSeq, a predicted model, not a curated record